Molecule: messenger RNA, 4283 nt
Organism: Phascolarctos cinereus (koala)
Lineage: Eukaryota; Metazoa; Chordata; Mammalia; Diprotodontia; Phascolarctidae
Gene: ACP7
Product: acid phosphatase 7, tartrate resistant (putative)
Molecular function (GO): metal ion binding; acid phosphatase activity
Source: RefSeq, a predicted model, not a curated record
UUUUACAGGUGAGGAGCACUGAGCCCCAAAGAGAAACUUGUCUGACAUGCAGUCAGUCCCAGUGGGUUUUUCAGGCUGGGUAGGAGAGUGGGCCUCUAAUCGGCCCUCCCAGGACCCCUGUGACAUUCGGGGAGUGACAGGCCCAACUGAAGGAGCCCCACCUCUUACCGGAGAAAUAAGAUUCAGUGAAAUGGAGCUAGACCCUGGAAGGUGUCGAAGACACCAGGCAGCCUGUGCUCCCCAUGAGCCUGAGUGUGUCUGGGCUGGGCUUCAGGGCCUGCCUGAACAUGGAAGAAGAGGGCCUUGGGGUGGAAGAGCUGGAGUUGGCCAAGGAGAGCUCGACCCUGGCCUUGGAAGAAUGGGCAGGCUUUGGAGAAGGGGAGAAGAGGUGUCCCCAGUUGGGUAUGAACCAGAGGACGGGGACAGCCAAGAGACUAACCCGCAGGCUGGGGAGGCCCCCCAGUAGAGGAGAAGGGUGCUGUGGGGUGACCUCAAAGGGUGUGGGAUCAACCAGUGGAAGGGCCCAAAGAUCAAAGAACCUGCUAAAUCCCACUUGGCAACAUCCCCUGGCUCCCUUCUCCCUCAGGAUGAUUGCUGGUCCCAGCCUUAACUGUUACUGCCUCCUCUUUCUCUUCUUUUUGGGGGAUGCAGGGGUUGAGGGCUCUCAGAAGGCUGCCCCAGAACAAAUACAUUUGUCCUACCCAGGUGAAGCUGGUUGCAUGACGGUGACCUGGACCACUUGGGUACCAGCUGCCUCUGAGGUCCAGUUUGGGCUGCAGUUAGGGGGGGUUCUACCCCUGCGGGCCCAAGGCACCUCCAGUCCCUUCGUGGAUGGUGGCUUCCUGAGGCGGAAGCUGUACAUGCACCGAGUUACCCUCCGAGGAUUGCUGCCUGGUGUCCACUAUGUGUACCGCUGUGGCAGUGCCCAAGGCUGGAGCCGGAGGUUUCGCUUCCGGGCUCUCCAGUCUGGGCCCAACUGGAGCCCCCGCCUGGCUGUCUUUGGGGACAUGGGGGCUGACAACCCACAGGCUCUGCCCCGACUCCGAAGGGAGACCCAGCAGGGGAUGUAUGACGUGGUGCUACACGUGGGAGACUUUGCUUAUAACAUGGACCAGGACAACGCAAGGGUGGGCGACACAUUUAUGAGGCUGAUCGAGCCGGUGGCUGCCUCCGUCCCCUACAUGACAUGCCCUGGGAACCAUGAGGAGCGCUACAACUUCUCCAAUUACAGAGCGCGUUUCAGCAUGCCUGGGGACACGGAAGGGCUGUGGUACAGCUGGGACCUGGGGCCUGCCCACAUCAUCUCCUUCUCCACUGAAGUCUAUUUCUACCUCCACUAUGGGCGCCACCUGAUUCAGAAACAAUUCCGCUGGCUAGAGAGGGAUCUGCAGAAAGCCAACAACAACCGGGCAUUGAGACCAUGGAUUAUAACGAUGGGGCAUCGUCCCAUGUACUGCUCCAAUGCCGACCUGGAUGACUGCACACAGCACGAGAGCAAAAUCAGAAAAGGCCUUUCCGGCAGUCGCUAUGGCCUGGAGGAUCUCUUCUACAAAUAUGGAGUUGAUCUGCAGCUGUGGGCCCAUGAGCACUCCUAUGAGCGCCUUUGGCCUAUCUAUGACUACCAGGUCUAUAAUGGAAGCCGAGAAAGUCCCUAUACCAACCCGCGUGGACCCAUCCAUAUCAUCACUGGAUCUGCUGGCUGUGAGGAACUGCUGACCCCUUUUGCCCCUUUUCCGAGGCCUUGGAGUGCCAUCAGAGUGAAAGAAUAUGGCUUCACCCGGCUCCACAUUCUUAAUAGUACCCACCUUCACGUGCAGCAGGUGUCCGACGACCAGGAUGGGAAGAUUGUGGAUGAUGUCUGGCUGGUCAGACCCAGGCAAGGCCGUAGGACCUACCUCUAGGAGCCCCAAAGCCCAAAGUGCAGUCCCAGGCUCGAGGGGUGGGCAAGGCCUGACCUCCAGGGAGGAGGCCAGAAUGCUCUUCUGCAUCUAGGGACCUGGGGUCCUAGGCUCCUGGGCACAGGAGGCCAGCCCUGGGGUGAGUAGGCAAGGGAGCUAAGAUGUUUACAGAGAGGGAUGGAGAGUCCACAUGGAGCCAAUGUUGAGCUGGGGGCUUCUCUGCCCACCGUUCCCCCAAACACUGUUUUCUGCCACAUGGUCAUGGAUUUCAGGAUCUCCAAAGGAUCAGGCAGCUGGGACCUCCGCUUGUCCUGGGACUCUGGGCACAGCCCUCACCUGCCGGGGGAUGUUUCGUGGUUCUUAUUGCCCCAGGAUGAACCUCACAUUCAGGGACCUCCAGUUUCCAGCCUCCCUCAACCAUUCGAUUUUGCUCACCUGAUUCAAGCCUCACCUCCCCAGGCUCCUCUCCAUUCCAGCCUCCAUUCUUCUACCUCUAUGAUGCACCAUUAUGGACGCUGGGAAUGCCCUCCCCACCAGCUGCCACUGUGGAAGCUGUAGUCGCUCUUUAUGGUUCAGCUCAGAUGAUGCCUGCCUCCUCUGCCAGGGGGCCCUCCUUGACCCUCUCCCCUCCCCCACCAGAAGCAUCAUCUUCCUCCUCUGAACCCUGACAACAUUGCGUACCCUUCAUUUUUUGUGGGGAGAAGGGAGGCUUUUAUUUCCUUUGUACUGGUUAUCUCUGGUGAGGAAACUACCCCAAAUCAACCAGAUCAUCAGCUGAUGCUUGAAUACUUCCCGGGAGGCUGGCGGACUUGCCAGGCGGCUCAGACAGAUGACCAGCCCACAGUCACAGAGCCAGGACUCAUCUAAGGGGAGACUCGAACCUGAGACUUUCUGACUUUGAACCUACUCUCAACCAAGGAGAGAGCUGGCUUCUGACCAAUACAACAGCUGGCUUUUACGUCAUCCAUCCUGGGUGGGAGCCCCCUGAGGGCAGGGCCUGUCAGUAAGGGUCUCUUUGCCCCAGCAUAGGGCGCUGCACUGAGCAGGUGACCAGAAGGCACACCGGCAGGAAGCUGGUGAGUGCCCCGUUAUUCUCUAGCUGGAAGGGAGCUCUCCACCCUUCCUUCACCCUCAGCUGAGGCUGUGACAGCAGACCAAGUUCAGCCAUGAUGCUCCCAGAGGGAGGUCAUUAAAGCUCUCAAGCUACCUCUCCGCAAUGAUCACACUCCAGGAGGGCUUCUGGCCCCAGAGCCCCUCCUUCUCAGACCUACCAGAUAUCUGAGGCACCCCCAUGCUAUCAGUCAGUGCUGUUGGUGAAGGCUUAGCACAGCAGAACCGUGGAAGAGUCCCUGGCUAGGGGCUAACCGAUGACCCUUCUGUGUCACCUUCAUCCUUCCCCUGGGCCUCAGUUUCCCCACCUGUAUAAUGAGAGGGAAUCAAGUAAUAUUUCUGCAGUUUCUUCUAGCUGCAAAGCUCCCUCUCCUCCAGAAAGGCCUCUUGGCCCUAGUGUCCUUUUUCUCAUCCUCGUCUCCCAGCCUCCUCGAACGACUUCCCCUCAAUUUCUCCAUCUGUGCAGUGAGGCCUGUGUGCUGGAUACUCUUUGAGAUUCCUUCUGGCUCUGAUUAGGACCAAAGACCUGCAGCUGGUAGGAAACAGCUCUUCAGAGGUCCUCUAGUCCAGGCCCCUCAUUUUACAGUUGAGGAAACUGAGGCUCAGGUGAUAUAGGCAGUAGGUGGGAUUCGAACCUAGGGCCUCCCAUUCUAGAGCCAGUGACCUUUUUAUUAUGCUGAGCUGCUUCCCUCCCCCGAGUCUCCUUCCCCGAGCCUCAGUUUCCCCACAUCUAUAAACAGGAAUAAUCCAUCCUUGCCCUGCUUCCCAGAGCUUCUGGGAGGAAACUGAUUCUUUCAAUCAUGAAUCACACUCAGGAAUGCGUGCUGUCGUGACCAGUGUCAUUCAAGGAGCUUAUGUGUUUGUUCAGAGCCUGACACAUGGGAAGGGCUUAAUGUUUGCUGAAUUAAUGAACAAAUGAGCGGCCCAAAGGAGAGGCCCAGAAGAGGGGCCUGUGGGCAUGUAUGGGGAGGUGCCUCUCUUUCCAAGUUCACUCAAUCAGCAGGUAAUCAAUCAUUGCCAUGUGCCAGCCAUUAGGAAGGCUUCCCAGAGGAAGCAUGUGAGCUAUGUGUUAAGUAUCAUUUGAUCAUGCAUCUUAACUGGUAAAGGCCUUCCGAACUCGAGUCGACCUUUUAUGUGAUAUUUAUUUAUUUAUAAAUGAUAUAGCUUCUCUUAGGCUAGGGUCUCCCUCUACGUAUGGGUUGGAAUAAAUGGCCACCGACGGCCCUUCCAACUCUGAAAUUCUGUGAACCAUAAUAUAUUAUGUACAUUAUGAAA